This is a messenger RNA of Talaromyces proteolyticus, 381 nucleotides long. RefSeq lists its product as uncharacterized. NCBI's taxonomy places the organism in Eukaryota, Fungi, Ascomycota, Eurotiomycetes, Eurotiales, Trichocomaceae. The record is from RefSeq and is a predicted model, not a curated record. Bases 107 to 328 code for a protein of 73 amino acids. The transcript has a single exon.
GUUUGGCAACGGAUGAGCGCAUGCCCGUGAUCAUGCCAUCCGGCCAAGCAAUGUAUAUGUCUAUGACUGAAAGGUCUAUUGAAUAUUCUAUACUGGCACCUAGCUCAUGCGGGUUGCCGUGAUAUCUAUGUUGUUGUAUCGGAGAAUUUUUGUACUGCAGUGGCUUCUGCCUUUGCUAUCAAUGCUUAGCCCUGUGGGGACGCUCGCAGCGGUGUAUGCAUUCAUUUCAAAAGGUUAUUCGGGUUGGACAAUGGGAUCACUUGCCCUUGUGGCAUUUUAUUUCGGGAGGUCGCCAGGACCUGAGGCCUGUGCAAUUUAUCGGUUAUGAAUCUAGGCAACUUGCCGUUAACGAUCUUUACGUGGUGUAUCUCACAAUUUGGG